Molecule: messenger RNA, 783 nt
Organism: Effrenium voratum
Lineage: Eukaryota; Dinophyceae; Suessiales; Symbiodiniaceae
Source: the annotation of a GenBank genome assembly
UGGCUCAAGCUCCGCGGGCACAGCUGCUCGGCCCAGGCCCAUGCGCGAAGCCGUGGCGAGGACAGGUUGGCGGGUUGCAGGAUGCUCUUCAGCAAGGCCAUCGAGGCGGCUAUCCAGCCCUGGGUCGCGGUACCAGCAAAAGGCCCCAUCGGCGAAGAGGCGCAUGUCAUCCUGGAGAUCCAGCGCUUCGCCGAGGUGGUGUCCAACGGCUCGGAGGUGAUCCUCACUUUCUCGGGUUCCGAGAAGGAGGCCUACCUGGCAGAAGCGCUGGUCGCCGGAGGUCUCUCAGGCAGUGUCGAUUUGCCCCGCAUGCUCCGCGCCUUGCGCGCAGCCACAGGGGCAGGCAGCGCCUGGGCGCCGUUGUGGCUGGGAGAUGUGGAACGCCUCCAGAUGCAAGAGCGCGCCGAGGACAGGGCAACGGUGGAGCGCUGCUGCCGGAGGUGGUACUUGGAGGCUGUCGCGCGUGGGCAUCCGGAUGCCCUUCACCGGCUCAACAUGCUGCAGGCCGGGGGCUUGGCGCAAAGCUCGCCGCCCAUGAACGCGGACAACCUUUGUGACAUCUCCGCGGGCUUUGCGAGCGAGGAGCUCUGCCCAAUGGAGGGUGCGAUCCAGGAGCCUCCGGCCCACCUCGCCAGCGCCUUCGCAGGCAGCGGGGCUCUUGGCCACCAGGAGCUGGGAGUGUUUCCCCGCGCGAGGCCCCACUCUCGCCUUUGAGGAGCAAGCGAGAAGCUCCGCUUUAUGCAAGUUAUGCUGGGCCUCGGAAAGGCAGGCUGCAAAACACAC